ACACACACACACACAUCGAAAUGAAAGUGUUCGCGCUAUGCACGCUGCUUGCCCUGAUGGCGACCCUUGUUCAGUGUUUGCCGCAACAGCGUGAGGGGGCGGCGUAUACGAACGAGGCCAUCCGGCAGGCGCAACAGACCUUCCUGAUACCGAAGGAUGCACAGAUACAGAAUGUCCAGGAGGGCAUCGAGCUGGGCGCCUACGAGCAAAUACCCGGCAACCAGCGCAUCAAUCUCUUCGAAAUAUUGGGCGAUCAGGUGCCAUCGGAGGUGAUAAACAAUCUGCAGGCGCAGGUCGAUCAGAUUGGCCGUAACUAAGUUAAGUCACAUCGUAAAUCAUUAAUUUGCAUUUGUUAAAUUUUAUGUUGAGCGGAUGAAAACAAAAGAAAUAGCAAAUAAAAAAAA
Molecule: messenger RNA, 404 nt
Organism: Scaptodrosophila lebanonensis
Lineage: Eukaryota; Metazoa; Arthropoda; Insecta; Diptera; Drosophilidae
Exons: 1
Coding region: 21-317 (98 amino acids)
Source: RefSeq, a predicted model, not a curated record